This is a messenger RNA of Armigeres subalbatus, 592 nucleotides long. RefSeq lists its product as uncharacterized. Gene Ontology annotation, biological process: mitochondrial respiratory chain complex I assembly; mitochondrial respiratory chain complex IV assembly. NCBI's taxonomy places the organism in Eukaryota, Metazoa, Arthropoda, Insecta, Diptera, Culicidae. Bases 99 to 497 code for a protein of 132 amino acids. Gene Ontology annotation, cellular component: mitochondrial inner membrane. The transcript is spliced from 2 exons. The record is from RefSeq and is a predicted model, not a curated record.
CUGUGGUCUCUGUUAUGUUUAGGCGACCAGCUGAACAUGCUGUGUUGCGUGAUAUCAACUUUUUCUAAUGCCAAUGCCUGAUAAUCCGGUGUAACAAAAUGAUAUCUCGGGUAUCGAUCAGGACGUUGGUCAAAACGGCUACCUACAUUGCCAUCGGAGGAAUAACCGCUGCAAUGAUUAUGAAAUCCAAACUUGAAGACCGCGUUCGGAGUCAACCCUACUAUCGGGAUUCGCUGAAGUUACUGAGGGCCCAUCCGGGUGCCGUCCAGUUGCUGGGUGAACCUAUCAAGGCAAUGGGAUUCGACUUUGGUGAAGAGACAAAAAAGUUUGGUGAUGGGAAAAUCGAUGACUUUACACUGCCGGUCAAGGGAACCCAGCAACGCGGUAAGUAUCACUUCUGGGCCGAACAUAAGGACGACCAGUGGAACAUAACCCGAGCCGAGUUGGAGCUGGACGAAGAUAAAUCCCGCAGGCUAGUUAUCCGGAAACCCGAGUGAUGUUAGCGCGAGCGAGUGGUGGUAUUGGGUGGAUUACGUAGAAAUGCCCAGUACAUACUGUAAAUAGAGUCUGAUUAAACAAAUAUUAAACUGUA